Messenger RNA from Aspergillus melleus, 429 nucleotides. RefSeq lists its product as uncharacterized. The transcript has a single exon. The record is from RefSeq and is a predicted model, not a curated record. The coding region runs from base 1 to 429 and encodes 142 amino acids. Lineage: Eukaryota; Fungi; Ascomycota; Eurotiomycetes; Eurotiales; Aspergillaceae.
AUGGUCCAGAUACUGAACUGGUACGAUCGCUCGGCGGUUGAAUUUCCCAUCGUCGCAGGUGAGCAUGUCGUGGAAUUGGGGCCUCACACCUCGUUGACCUACCCUGUUCAGGUGAUAUGUGGUGGCCCAGAGAAACGCGACCAGCUUGUUUUCCGUAUCUUCACACCCCUACAAGGCACGUUCGUUGGGUUUAUCGCGUUGGUGGAAGCUGCGCUCAUCGUCCUCCGCGAAAAGCGUCCCUCCCCUUGCGAACCCCAGGAAGUCGGGGGUGUCUGGUGGAAAUUUGAGCUCCCAUGGCAUGGGCCAGUGAAGAAUUUUGAAGAUAUCGUGUCAAUGUGCCGGGUGACACUAGAAGUGCACCGCGACGAGCUCGUCCACGAUGCCAAUACCAAGUUUCCCAAGUUCUCCCCUGCCUUGCAAUUUCGUUAG